AUGCUCCAGUGCCUGGAAGAACAAGAUGGCCUUAUGGGAUCUGGUAAUAUUGGCCUUUCUACCUGGAUAUAUAACAUGUCACUAACAUGGUCUUGUUCAGACCAACAUAUUUGCCCCGACCCCGACUCAACUGCAAUGGCCUGCAAGACAGUCUAUCAUACCCUUGGGAUUUACCACCCAGUUCAACCCAUGAUCAAUGCAUUUGAGGGCGAGAAAAACUAUUUCACUUAUUAUGGCGAACGAGACCCCAGCGUCAGUAGCAAUGCACACAGCAAUUCGGAGUAUUAUGCCACAUUGGCAGUUACCCAGGCCUUGACGGACUACCUCGUCGCAUUGAGCGAUGAACGAGUGGAGGUCGUGUCGGAAAGACUUCUCAAGGCUCAGAUUCCUCUGACAAUUUUCCAAGCGGUGGUCCGCGUCCUUCUUCGUCAGAAUGCGGAUGGGUCUUGGGGCUCAACAAGCAUCCGUGAGAAUACAGCCCAUGCAGUCAUCAUCCUAAAGACAACUUGGUCUCUUCCUUUUGUAUCUGAGACCCUGCGUCAGUCGAUUGGCCAAGCUGUCCGAAAAGGUCAAGCCUUCAUACUUGUCAGCCUAGAUGAGGAAUUCAAUGACUACAGCUGGAAUGGAAAAUGUUUUUAUGGCCUGUUGUCCAUUUCUCGGGCUGCAGCUUUGAGUGCAAUAUGGGAUGCGCAACCAACAAGGAGAUAUUCUCAGAAAGUCGAAGCACUAUAUCAGCUUGACUCAAAUGUAAUCGCCGAGCACAGCAAGCUUUUGAGACAGAUGAAAUAUUUUGCAAAGGUUCCUGCUUCAAUUAUCGAGGCUAGUUGUGUUGAAGCGGGCUUCCUUGUACGCGAGUUGUUAGAGACCACCAGGCUCGAGGAGAAAAAGAAUUACGACAAAGGAUUCGUAUCGAAGCAAGCAGUCAUUUGCAUCGCUGUCAACUACACACUGAAAGGUUGCCUGGGCAAUUACUUUGUGCUUACUAUGAUUGAGCUCAUAGAGUUGGUUUAUAACCUCGAUACUCUGCUUGAUUUAGAGCUGAUAGAUCGCUCUUCAGAGACUUUGGGUCUGUUGGAAAAGCUUGUCCAUCGGAUGUUCGCAGAUCGAACCCCCUCAAACAUUCCACAAACCGAUUUGGACGGCAAUGCUCUUACCCUGGAAACUUUUCAGGGUAAAGAGGAGGUGUAUCGAAUUAUCAAGGCAAUGGAAUCUGGCAAGAGGAAAUUCCUGGAGAACCCCCAUGUCCUGAACGCUGGUGACUAUGAGCAGAAUGACCUUCUCAUGGAACUUCGCAUUGCUUUCCUGGCUAAAAUAUCGAAAAGCCCAUCUGAUGUUGUAUGCGCCAACCCUGUGGAAAGAUAUCUACUCGAAGAGUUCAAUCGCCAUGUUGCGAUAUGGGGUCGGCUGUGGAAUGACUAUGCGGAUGUUGAGCGGGAUCGUCUCGAUUCUAACCUUAACACAUUGGAUUUUCCCGAGUUCCAGUCUUGCAUUGAGGAUGCGCGCAAAGAUACACCUGAUGAAUUGAAGAAAGGGUAUCUUUCUGUUCUUAUUCAACACGAAGAAGAUCUGGCUAAUGAGACACUGGAGCGAUUUGCUCGCGCAAUUGAGUCACGGCGGGCAAAGCCCGCUCACAUCAUUACGGGUCUUCAGUGGUACAUGGGCAUUAACCAUGCUCUUAGAGAGCUGUAUGAUGCCAGGGCCAUUUAUGCAUCUCGAUCAUAA
Messenger RNA from Penicillium waksmanii, 1722 nucleotides. RefSeq lists its product as uncharacterized. The transcript has 3 exons. The coding region runs from base 1 to 1722 and encodes 573 amino acids. The record is from RefSeq and is a predicted model, not a curated record. NCBI's taxonomy places the organism in Eukaryota, Fungi, Ascomycota, Eurotiomycetes, Eurotiales, Aspergillaceae.